This is a messenger RNA of Leptopilina boulardi, 1549 nucleotides long. RefSeq lists its product as uncharacterized. Bases 229 to 1413 code for a protein of 394 amino acids. NCBI's taxonomy places the organism in Eukaryota, Metazoa, Arthropoda, Insecta, Hymenoptera, Figitidae. The transcript has 2 exons. The record is from RefSeq and is a predicted model, not a curated record.
AAACUAUACUUUCGAUAAUAUUUCCUCAGUUUUGUAAAAAUACCCAAAAGGAAUUGAAAUUUUCUUUUUCUUUAAAAUAAUAAAUUAAUAUUUCCGGAAAAAGAAUCAAAUAGCACACCUGAUAAUUCAAUACAUUUUUUUUUAAUCAUUUUUUUUGGAAAACAUAAAAAAUUCUAUAUUUUUCUGAAAUAAUUUUUGAAAUCUACUUUAUUGAUAAAAAUAAAAGUCAUGUCUGAGGACAAAUGGAGAGCAAACAAUAACGGGCCACUCAAUCAGGAUCAAAUAAAAAAUUUUAAAAAAGAAUUAAAAUUAAUAGAAGACAAAGAAAUUAAAACAGGAAUAAUUAAUUGCAAAAAAGCCAUUAUCACAAUUGAAAAUCAAGAAAUUGAUCUCUACAAUAUCAACAUUGAAACAAUAAAAAAAUUUAAUGAAUCCUCAUCCAACGAAAUUUACAUCAACAAAGAAAAUAAUUUUCACGAAAUAAAAUCCACAAUUACAAAUUCAAAAAUAAUUUCAAUAUCUCUAAAAAAUGUCAAAAGUCAUUUUUUAAAUUUUCUCGGUCAUUCAAUAAUAACAAAACAAUUGAAUAACAAAUAUCAAGCAAUACCUGAUAAAUUCUUAAUUUAUCAAGAAAAUGAUUUUCAAUUACCCUGCGACAAUAAUAUUAAUAAUCAAGAGGAAAAUCUCAGUAAACUAUUAAUAAUUCUCUGUCCAACCAAUUGCAAUGGAGGUGAAAUUAAUUUUCCAUUAAUGAAAAAAAAAUUCACCCCUGAAUCAACAACCAAUGAAACAUUGUGUUACAUUCUUUUUGGAAUUAAUACACAGUAUGAAAUUAAAAAAAUUAUCAAAAAUUUACGUUGUUUAUUGGUGUAUAAAAUUUUUGAAAGUCCAUUUAACAUUGAAUUAAUUAAUUUGACUGUGAGCGAUACAAGAAGAUUGAAAAAUAUAUUAAAAAAUAUAACAGAAACAAAUGUUUUAAUACCAAUAACAAAAGGGAAUAAUAUUAAAAAAAUUUGCGAUAAUAUCAAAGUGAAAUAUCAACAAGUUUAUUCAGCUAAGGAAUGUCCAAAAAUUGUUUACAGUGAAUUAGAUAGAAAUGAAAUGGAAUUUUACUAUAAAGGUUGGGAGGAAUGUGAUGUUGAUUUUUAUAGUUUAAUUAAAAAUUCAAAACGAUUUACCGUGGGUUUGUAUAUUAAUUUUUCAAAACCAGAAGUAAUUAAUGAUAUUGUUGUGAGAUAUAGAAAAUAUGGUACAGGUCCAGAAGAAUCAAACUAUGAAGUUGAUUAUUAUUCAUUUAUAUUGAUAAAUCCAUGUGAAAAUAAAAUUUCCGAAUCUGAUUCUUCAUCGCCUGAUCCAUCAGAAUCAGAUCCAUCGGAAGAGGAUCCAGUGGAAGAUUUAGAGAAUUAUCAAUAAGAAGACAACGAUAACGACAACAGCAGAGAAAAAUUUAGCUAUGAAAUUGUAUUUCAUUUUUUUUUGCCAAAAAAAGUUUUAUCAAAUUUUGUUUUUCAUUAGAAAGAAUGACAAUAAAAAAACUGUUUUUUUUAAA